Messenger RNA from Histoplasma mississippiense, 3897 nucleotides. RefSeq lists its product as hypothetical. Gene Ontology annotation, biological process: double-strand break repair via homologous recombination. Lineage: Eukaryota; Fungi; Ascomycota; Eurotiomycetes; Onygenales; Ajellomycetaceae. The record is from RefSeq and is a predicted model, not a curated record. Gene Ontology annotation, molecular function: four-way junction helicase activity; 3'-5' DNA helicase activity; ATP binding. The transcript is spliced from 4 exons. Bases 1 to 3897 code for a protein of 1298 amino acids. Gene Ontology annotation, cellular component: chromosome; cytoplasm.
AUGGCUACAGGUGCCAGCGGGAUCCCCAGUGCCACUGGUCGCCAUAUCCCAGAGGGAGCCGACCAGCGACACUCCAUCAGCCCAGACCCCAUGGAUGAGCAGAUGACUGAGGAAGAAGAAGAGGAGGAGGAAAAGGGACAGAGAGAUACCCAGUCAGAAGAAGAAGAUAAGUUCAAAUUAACCAAGAUCCAGAUGGCAUGUUUGGAUUUUUGCAUUGAGCUGCUGAACCAGCGGGUUCAGGUGGAGGAUUAUGAGUGCGCGCUGGUAGACACGUUGGCGGUGCUGGGACGGGGGGAGUAUGGAUGGCGCGACGCCGAGAGCUACCCACCAAUGUUGUCACGGAUCAUCAAGGUGGCACGGUUCAUGGUGGUGCACAAGGCGCUGCGACUGGACGCCAAUGCAUCCGACAUGCUGGCCAGGAACCAAGCAAGCCAGAUGGUGGGAGAGUGGGCCGUGGUGAGCCCCAUGGAGGAGGCGGAUUACACGUUCACAGGCAACCAGAAUGAAGGUCCCAUGCAGUGGAUGCUGGACCUGCGCACGUAUGGAUUGAGGGUGCACUACAGCAACACCACACCCGGCCACGUCGGCUGGAUGGGAGGGGAUGAGCUGCUGUACAAGGACAUGCACUUCACCAUGGGCGACUUCCGGGGCUUCACACACGGGCUGGUGGGAGCGACGAGGCGGAUCCUGCGGGAGGAGUUGUUGUUUGAGAAUGAGCUGAAUGGACAGCAGCCACCAGCCAUCCCAUGGUCCACGAUGCGGGAUGACCCCACCCAGGGAGGGACGGGGUGGAAUUUUUUAAAGGACAGCCGCACGCGGUGGCCGGCGAUCAACGCAUACCUGCGCUGGGUGGUGAGAUUCCGGGAGAAGCUGAGCGUGGCGGUGCAUGUCACGGCGGGCCAACCGGCACGGGCGCCCGAGCUGCUCAGCGUCCGACCCAUCAACACCGAGAACGGGGGCCACCGCAACAUAUUCAUAGAGGAUGGGAUGGUGGUGUUCGUCACGCGGUACCACAAGGGGUUUCAUGCAUCCAACGACAUCAAGGUGAUCCACCGGUAUCUGCCAAGGGAGGUCGGGGAACUGGUGGUGUGGUAUUUAUGGCUGGUGCUCCCAUUCGCCCAGCGGCUGCAGGAGUAUCGACGACGGAUCCGAGAGGAAGAGGGAAAUCCAGAAGAGGAGAACGCCAACCAACGGGGGACAUACAUGUGGGGAGGAGACCCCGACGGGCGGGCCUGGACGUCCGAGCGUUUCCGGGAGGUGUUGAAACGGGAGACCCGCAUCGGGCUACAUGGUCAGGGGUUGAACCUGGCAGCAUACCGGAACAUCGCCAUCGCGAUCAGCAGGCAGUUCAUGCGCCCAUCCAGCGCGUUCAAAAACAACAGCCAGCAGGAAGAGGAGGAGCAGGUGGCCGGCAGCAAUGGAGAUGAAGAUGAACCCAUGGACCCCGAGGAAUGGCUGGGACGGAUCACAGACAUGCAAGCGGCCCACACAUCACACGUGGCCGGCAUGGUGUACGCACGAGGGAUCACGGAGCAGGCCGGGACCACACACCGGCGCCGUGAGAUGUUCCGGUUGAGCAGCACAGACUGGCACCGGUUUUUAGGGUUUGAGUCGGCAACGACCGAGAAGACGACGAGGGAUGCGGUGCUGGGAAAACGCAAGCGGGCACCAUGGGAGACAGAGGCCGAGGAGGGGCGUAUGGAGCGUCGAUUUCAGCUGCAGCAGACCGACAUGGAGGCCGAGCUGCAGCGGAUGAUGGGUGACAAGGCACUGAAGUUUCGAGGGGUGCAGGCGGCAGCGAUACGGGCCAUCCAGGACGGUGAAAGUCCCGUGGUGGCCAUCAUGCCAACCGGAGGGGGGAAGAGCAUGAUGUUCAUGUUGCCCGCGUGGGUUGCACCCGGGGGAACAACGGUGGUGGUGGUUCCACUGGUGGCGCUGCGAGGGGACAUGCAGCGGAGGUGCGAGGAGCUGGGGAUAUCAUGUGUGGAGUGGGAGAGCCGAAGACCGCCCGAUGAAGCAUCGAUGGUGCUGGUGACACCCGAGUCCGCAUUGAGCGAGGACUUCAUCACAUUUUUGAACCGACAGCGGCUGAACCACCGACUGGACCGGAUCGUCAUCGAUGAAUGCCACACGGUGCUCAACGACCAGGUCAACUUCCGGCCCCAGAUGCAACAGCUCGGCAAGCUGAUGGCGGCCAAGACACAGAUGGUGCUGCUGACGGCCACACUGCCACCCGGUGAGGAGGAGAAGCUGUGGUCCCGCAUGCACUGCACCCGAGCGGACAUAUCAUUGUUCCGGGCUCGGACAUGCCGUCCAAAUGUGGCAUACCGAGUGUGGCAACCCAUCAUUGAAGGGUCAGAGUACGGUGGGCUCAACCGAUGGUUUCAAGCACCCAGCGUGGUCAGGUUCAUCCAGGACCGCAUGAGACGGACGGGAGAAGGCAAGGGGGUGGUGUACUGCCAGACGGUGAAUCAGGUCACGACGAUGGCAAGCGCAUUGGGGUGCGAGGCAUAUCACCACCACCAGAUCGACAAGGCCGGCAUACUGGAGCGUUUCCGACAAGGUCAAUACCAGGUCAUCGUGGCGACAAGUGCACUGGGCAUGGGCAUCGACAUCCCCAACAUCCGCAGCAUCAUCCACGUCGGACGGCCGCGAUCAUUGCUGGAUUAUGGACAGGAGAGCGGGCGUGCAGGGCGUGAUGGACAGUCCAGUGAAGCCAUCAUCAUUGAGCCCGAGGGUAUCAGUGCAGCAAUGAUAUGGUCAAGAAAGGAUGCACCAUCACUGCUGGACCAGAAGCUGGUUGAGCGGUACAUGCAGGCAGGGGGUGAGGGGGGUGAUGAACCGAUGGCUCGAUGUCGACGGGUGGUGCUGGACCGGUACCUGGACGGGGAAGUGGAGGGUUACAUGAGACGGCACUGCGGUGAUCGACACACAGGGGAGUCCCAGUGUGACGGGUGCGAUGCCGAGUGGGAGGCCAGGGAGGCCGUGUUCACCCCCAGCCCAGGUGGCACGCCCACGCCCACACCCAGUCCAGGCUACAGUUCAAGAGCAACAGCCAAGGAUGACUCCAGCGAGGAUGAAACCAGCCAGGAGUCAGAGAUGGAGAGCCAGCAGGGUGAAACCCACAUCAGAUUCAACGGCACAUGCAGUCCCAGAAUGGCCAGAAGUGUGAGCAAGAGCACAGACGACAACAUAAAUGAAAGCAUCACCAAGAAUGAAGCUUCAACUUCAGGCGGGAGCAGCCCGGGUCAAUGGAACAAGCAAGAGUCAAGUGAAAUCAGUGAAGACACCAGGGGCAUCCCAUCAACAACCAGACAGACAUUCCACAAGCAGGAUGUCCGUCGAGGCCGGUUCAUCAUCACACACCAGCAGCGAGGGCAGAGGGCAUUGAUGGAUGAGGAGGUUUUAGUGGAAGAGGCGCAGAGGUGGAAGGAUCAGUGUUUGAUAUGUGCAAGUGGCAAGCGGGAGUUUGACCAUGAGCUGUACCAGUGUCCCCACGAGGAGAGCCAGGAGGCAAAGAGAUGGAUGAUGACAGUGCGGAGCAAGAUCAAAUACACACGGUAUUCCGGGUGCUUCCGAUGCGGGAUGCCGCAGUCCAUAUGCAACAGCUGGAAGACACAGAGACAGUGUCCGUACAGGGGAUUUUUGAUCCCGACGGUGGCAAUGAUGGUGUAUGGGUGUCAUGCAGGGCAGAUGAAGCAGGCGUGGAGACAGCGGCUGAGAGAGUUCAAUGUGGAUGCAGAUGAUCAGGAGGCGGUGAUUGAAUUUUUGGGACAGAAGGUUGAGGGGCAGGGCAUCGAGCACAACCAGCUGGUGGAGAUGUUUUGUUGGCUGCGAGGGAUAUAUCAGGAGGCAGAGAGGGGGAAGAUGGAGUCAGAGGGUACAGAGGUCAAGUGA